Gorilla gorilla gorilla (western lowland gorilla) is the source of this 5381-nucleotide messenger RNA. RefSeq names its product carnitine O-octanoyltransferase (gene CROT). The coding region runs from base 2398 to 4236 and encodes 612 amino acids. Gene Ontology annotation, cellular component: peroxisome. Gene Ontology annotation, molecular function: carnitine O-octanoyltransferase activity. Lineage: Eukaryota; Metazoa; Chordata; Mammalia; Primates; Hominidae. The record is from RefSeq and is a predicted model, not a curated record. The transcript is spliced from 18 exons.
GUUCAUUUUAUACAUCAGGAUGAAAGGAGGUUACAGAUCUCCCAUAGAUUAGGGCUAUUUACCAUAUCUCCUUACUUAUUAGAGUCACAAAUCUUAGCAGGAAGCCAGUUAUGCAGAUUGAAACACGAACUUCUUAGUCUAGCAUUUUAAUACUUUUUAAUGGUGAAAUUUAUCUAGACUUAUCUAUAAAGUCUUUUGCAAUUUGUGGUAUGCUGAGUAAGAACUACAGAAGAACAAAAAUAAAAGAUUUUUUUAAUGGCAACUUAAAAAAUUAUCACCACUUGUACUACUUACAAAUUUUCCUCCAAAAAGUUACUUUGACUCAUAGUCAAUUUUUAAUCUUGGAACAACUUCUUGCUAUCAGAAAUACUUCAAGUGCCUAAAACAUCUUCCUUACCAGCCAGUAUCUCCCGCUCCACUCUAAGAAAUGCAAACUCGUUCAAGUUUAACCUGAAUGCAACAUAAUUUGGAAUCUUUCAUUAAAAUAUAUAUCACACAUUUUGAAGCCAAACAUAUUUUAAAAUACCUGUUUUUGGUGAUUUGGGGUACACAUGCUUAUCAGUAUAACAUAUUUUAAAAGAUUUUUUUCUACAUACUCAAAUCUGUGUUCCAUUCAUUUUUUCACUCCCACACCUUUUUGUCUAUCCAAUAAUUCAGGAAUCUUUACAGAAACAUCUUGUUUCCAUUGAAAUAAACAACAAGAGUAGGAAAAAGAGUGAAGCGAAAUGGUUCUAAAUUCUAUGCACCAACAGGCAUUAAACAUGCAUAAACUUUUAAAGAGAUGCCAAGACUCACUAAAAAGGAGAAAAAAAGUACAACGAAGGUUUCUGAGUAGUUUUUAGUUACUCAAUUUAAAAACUUUAUCUUGUAAGCAAACUUUAACAUCAUCCAGAGCAUCGCACUUAUAUAUGAAAGAAAAAGUUCUUUAUCACACCUUCAGAAAUUACAACUACAAAUUCCUAAUCCCUUAUUUAAAAUCUUUUUGGCUAGAUAUGUUUCAAAAUUCAGAACUUUUCUUAGAAUAGUACGUCUGCCAUAUAUUAUGAAACACUUCCAGCAAGCUGUACUGUAAACACAAUAUUUCUGUAGAAAACUUAUGAAUAUUUACACAAAGGGAACAUUCAGUUACACAUAGCCUCACUUCCCUUCAGGUCAAACUUUACUGCUAAAGGAGUUAGAAACGACAGACAAAGGAAUGGGGCCUGUCAUGACAUGUUAAUUUGAAAUCUAAAUCUUUAUGUUUGAUAACUAGUUCAGAGUCAGUGUAAACAUUUGGUCUUUCCUUCCACAAAAAAAGAAACAGUGUAUUUAAAAUUAAAAAUGAAACUCAGUAUAUUUUAUUUCAGAAGGUAAAAGCAAAAUGAAUUAAUCUGUGAAACUAAGUCAAUCACAUUAUGAUCUUCUAGAACUUGGGUAGCUCCACUCUGGUUAAAGAUUCCAUUUCUUGGCACAACAGUAAAAGACAUCAGAUAGGCCCCCCAGCUUGCAGGGUAAGCAUCCCUGGGGUAUUCAAAUAACUUGGGUAGCAAUGAAGAGCUGCAGAAGAGCAAGGAGACCCGAGAUGAUGUAGAGUGCUGCAGCAUACCUGAGUUGGGCAAACUCAGCCUCCGAAGAUUAAAGGAAAGAGCCCAAGUAGGAAUCUGUGUGAUCACUGUUCUUUUGCCAAGACACGGGGUGGACAAUAAGAUUCCUUUACAAAGCACUGGUGUAAGUGUUUGCCUGGUGCUGCAAAAAGCGGCUCACUGGGAAUGGGGAGGAGCGUGUGGUAAGCCAGACCUGCGGCGAGAAGUUGGGUGAAAAUGGGUCUUAACCAUCGCUUCCUGCAUCUAUCCCAGAGGGCUGGGUACCUUCGUGGGCGGAGCGCUGCCUGCCCAGAGUGCCUUCUAGAUCCUGGGUCAGGCGCCAAGCUCCCCAGCAUCAUGCAGGAAGCUGCAGCCCCGCAGAGUUAAGACAGCUCAUUUGGCACCCGGCGAGCCCUUCCCAGGCCCGCAGCCCAGAAUAGAGCCGGGGCCCAAGACGCCCACUGGAGAGAGGGUCGGGUCCCACUACCGCGCAGGCCCGGCUCGCCCCUUGCAGCUGUCCGUCCAGUCCCGUUCCCCGGAAAGUGCGGGGCGGGACCCUCGCAGCUUUCUAUCCAAUCCUGUUCCCCGGCGAAGGCGGGGCGGGACCCCAGCGGCCUUCAGUCCAAUUCCCGCACCUUUGAGGCCCAAGGGAGAGCGAGCCGGUGCUGCUGCAGGCUGAGGCUGCGGCAGAGGCGGCGAGGCGCGGGCGGUGAGGACGGACAGUCACCGACUUAGUCCAGUUCCCUGUGAUCUCAAAACAAUUGUUGCAGCAGGCUCCUGGCAGUCCUAAGCAGUUCAUCUUCUUGGUGUACUGGUUUCCUAUUGUGAUUUUAUCAUGGAAAAUCAAUUGGCUAAAUCAACUGAAGAACGAACAUUUCAGUACCAGGAUUCUCUUCCAUCACUGCCCGUUCCUUCACUUGAAGAAUCAUUAAAAAAAUACCUUGAAUCAGUGAAACCAUUUGCAAAUCAAGAAGAAUAUAAGAAAACUGAAGAAAUAGUUCAAAAAUUUCAAAGUGGGAUUGGAGAAAAAUUGCACCAGAAAUUGCUUGAAAGAGCAAAAGGAAAAAGAAAUUGGCUGGAAGAGUGGUGGCUGAAUGUUGCCUAUCUGGAUGUUCGUAUACCAUCACAAUUGAAUGUCAACUUUGCGGGUCCUGCAGCUCAUUUUGAACACUACUGGCCUCCAAAGGAAGGGACUCAAUUAGAAAGAGGAAGUAUAACUCUUUGGCAUAACUUGAACUACUGGCAGCUAUUAAGAAAAGAAAAAGUGCCUGUUCAUAAAGUUGGAAAUACUCCUCUAGAUAUGAAUCAAUUCCGAAUGCUAUUUUCUACCUGCAAGGUUCCAGGAAUUACUAGAGACUCCAUUAUGAAUUAUUUUAGGACUGAGAGUGAAGGGCGUUCCCCAAACCACAUUGUAGUGCUGUGUCGAGGCCGAGCUUUUGUCUUUGAUGUAAUACAUGAAGGAUGUUUGGUCACCCCGCCAGAGCUUCUCAGACAACUGACAUAUAUCCACAAGAAGUGCCAUAGUGAACCUGAUGGACCUGGGAUUGCAGCAUUAACUAGUGAGGAGCGAACUCGAUGGGCUAAGGCACGAGAAUAUCUGAUUGGUCUUAAUCCAGAGAACUUGGCUUUGUUAGAAAAAAUUCAGAGUAGUUUACUGGUAUAUUCCAUGGAGGAUAGCAGUCCGCAUGUAACACCAGAGGAUUAUUCUGAGAUUAUUGCAGCCAUCCUUAUUGGAGAUCCAACAGUACGCUGGGGUGACAAAUCCUAUAACUUGAUUUCCUUUUCUAAUGGAGUAUUUGGCUGUAAUUGUGAUCAUGCUCCUUUUGAUGCAAUGAUUAUGGUGAACAUCAGUUAUUAUGUGGAUGAGAAAAUUUUUCAAAAUGAAGGAAGAUGGAAGGGUUCAGAGAAGGUACGAGAUAUACCACUUCCAGAAGAGCUCAUUUUCAUUGUGGAUGAGAAAGUUUUAAAUGACAUCAACCAAGCUAAAGCCCAGUAUCUCAGGGAGGCAUCUGAUCUACAGAUUGCGGCUUAUGCCUUUACAUCUUUUGGCAAAAAGCUAACCAAGAACAAGAUGCUUCACCCGGAUACGUUUAUUCAGCUUGCACUUCAGCUGGCCUAUUACAGACUUCAUGGACACCCUGGUUGUUGCUAUGAAACAGCUAUGACAAGAUAUUUUUAUCAUGGCCGUACAGAGACUGUGCGAUCAUGCACAGUUGAAGCAGUCAGGUGGUGCCAGUCCAUGCAGGAUCCUUCUGUCAAUCUUCGUGAGCGGCAGCAAAAGAUGUUACAAGCUUUUGCAAAGCAUAAUAAAAUGAUGAAAGAUUGUUCAGCUGGAAAAGGAUUUGAUCGUCACCUUUUAGGUCUCUUACUCAUAGCAAAAGAGGAAGGUCUUCCUGUUCCAGAACUCUUUACGGACCCACUUUUUUCCAAAAGCGGAGGAGGUGGAAAUUUUGUUCUCUCAACAAGUCUGGUUGGCUAUUUACGAGUCCAGGGAGUGGUAGUUCCCAUGGUACACAAUGGUUAUGGAUUUUUCUACCAUAUCAGAGAUGACAGGUUUGUUGUGGCCUGUUCAGCCUGGAAAUCCUGUCCCGAGACUGAUGCGGAAAAGCUAGUUCAGCUGACUUUUUGUGCUUUUCAUGAUAUGAUACAGCUGAUGAACUCUGCUCAUCUUUAGAGAUGAAUCAUCUAUUAAGCACUUACCAAAACAUAUCAUUAAACUGAGUGCUGGGAGUGAGUUGGUAAUAUGAGAUGGGAAGGAAUGUUGACUUGCUAACAUUCCUUUAACAAGUUAAGAAAACUUGUUAAAUGUAGAAAUUAGUAGAAUCAUGUUCUCUAAAUUUAUUCUGCCAUAGAAGGUAGAAAUAUUUUUAAACUCCUCUGAUGCAGCAGCAAUGCAAAUUAUGACAUAGUGAAUAUAGAACUAUGCAGUAUUUAAGCCUCAACAAUCCAAAUCUACCAACUUUAACAAUGCAAGUCUUACUCUAAUUUUUAAGUAUUUUUGUUGGUACUUACAUGGGUUAUAAAUCCUCUCUCUGGACAUCAAUGUAGAGUCCAUCUUUCAAGCACUUUAAUUUUUUUAGCUGCCAAAGGGUAUGAAUUACAUUAUUGUAUGCUAAUUUCCCUGAAAUCAAUGCCUUCUAUGUUCACCACAGGGAUACAAGCCUGUUAUAUUUGAUGGGAAAGACCACUACAAUUUAAUGGUGAUCUAAAAUAACUUUUUUGGGCUGGGUGCAGUGGCUCAUGCCUAUAAUCUUAACACUUUGGGAGGCCAAGGUAGGAGGAUUGCUUGAAGCUAGGAGUUUGAGACCAGCCUGGGCAACAGGGUAAGGUCCUGUCUCUACAAGAUCAAAAACUUAGCUGGGUAUGGUGGUGCAUGUGUGCCUGUAGUCCAAGCUACUUGAAGGCUGAGACAGGAGGAUCGGUUGAGCCCAGGAGGUUGUGGCUGCAGUGAGCUGUGAUGUGCCCUUAUGCUAUAGCCUGGGCAAGAGCGUGAGACCCUGUCUCGAAGAAAAAAAGAGAAAAAUAACUCUUUUGAACAAACAGACAAAUUAGCUAGUAGUAUGGAGAUGUAUACCCUCUAUCACACACACAUAAAACGGUAACAAAAUUCAUUGUGGUGUAUUAUAAUUAGUUUUGUGAAUAGAAAAAUAAAGCACUUAAAUUUGUUACAGUGACUUUUAAAGGAUUAAUGUUGAAUCACAUUGUCAGAAUUUUUUCCUCCUCGCUGUUCAGUUUUGUAGUUUUUACUCUCAAAAAAUGAAAUUCUCAAAAUUAUAUAGCUUUUUGUUUUAGGUUUGAAUAAAUGAUUCAUUCCUGUUU